AUGGCUGCUUCAAGCGAGCACCCCGCAAUGACUACCAAACCCCACUAUCUGACCGGCGACAAGCCUGGUCUACAGGAAUUCUUGGAUAAGUUUGAUGUCUUCCUAUUCGAUUGCGACGGCGUCCUCUGGUCCGGUGACCACCUCUUCCCCGGAACCGUCGAGACUCUCGAACUGUUGAGGAACAAUGGAAAGCAAGUCGUCUUCGUCACAAACAACAGUACCAAGUCGCGUGCAGACUACAAGAAGAAACUUGAAGUCCUAGGAAUUCCAAGCUCAACAGAAGAAAUCUUCUCCUCAUCCUACAGCUCCUCAAUCUACAUCUCCCGCAUCCUAAACCUCCCCGAGAACAAGCGCAAGGUUUUCGUCAUUGGCGAAACAGGCAUCGAGCAAGAACUCAAUUCCGAAAACGUCCCCUUCAUCGGCGGCACAGAUCCCGCCUUCCUCCGCGACGUUAAGCCAGAGGACUACAAGCGCAUUGCGGCUGGUGACCCGUCUAUCUUGGACCCUGAGGUUGGUGUCGUGUUGGUUGGGUUGGACUUUCAUUUGAAUUACCUGAAACUGGCGCUGGCGUACCACUAUAUCCGGCGCGGGGCGGUGUUCCUCGCGACGAACAUUGAUUCUACGCUUCCGAGCUCGGGGACACUGUUCCCUGGCGCUGGGUCGAUGAGUGCACCAUUGAUCAUGAUGUUGGGGCAGGAGCCUGUGUCGCUGGGGAAGCCAAAUCAGGCGAUGAUGGAUGCUAUUGAGGGGAAGUUCCAAUUUGAUCGGAGUCGCGCCUGUAUGGUUGGGGAUCGCGCUAACACGGACAUCCGAUUUGGGUUGGAGGGGAAGCUUGGAGGGACACUGGCUGUAUUGACUGGGGUUAGUACUAAGGAGGAUUUUGUGGCUGGGCCGAUCAAGCCAUUGGCGUAUUUGGACAAGUUGUCUGAUUUGUUGAACGUUCAGUUAUAG
Aspergillus ruber CBS 135680 is the source of this 951-nucleotide messenger RNA. Its product is annotated as 4-nitrophenylphosphatase. The coding region runs from base 1 to 951 and encodes 316 amino acids. Lineage: Eukaryota; Fungi; Ascomycota; Eurotiomycetes; Eurotiales; Aspergillaceae. The record is from RefSeq and is a predicted model, not a curated record. Gene Ontology annotation, molecular function: phosphoglycolate phosphatase activity; alkaline phosphatase activity. The transcript has 4 exons.